AAAAGUGGGUUCCUUGCCAUGUGGUCAUGUGACUUCCUCUUAACAUUUGCUCUUGUUUCAGCAGCAGGGGAGUGCACCACACAUGUCUCAUCACUUUUCACAUCUGACAUCUCGCCUGGAGAGCAAGACAGAAACAUUAACAAAAUUUGAUUGUUUUCUUCAAAUUCGCCUUUGAGACAGUGAAGACGACAUGCUGAGGCGAAAGCCUUCCAACGCCUCGGAGAAGGAGCAGGUGCAGAAGAAGAAGCUCACUCUACAGCGAUCAAGCAGCUUUAAGGAGUUCAUGAAGGCAAAAGUCACCUCACCCGUCUCACCAGACAAGGAGUUUGUCCUGGAUGGCACAGUGAGUCAAUCAGAAGUCUGUGUCACGGGCGGAGGGAAAAGCAGCAGCAAACUGGGCAAGAAGUGGCGCAACGUCAUCUCCCGCACAAUGACCCGUAAGACCUCCAAGAUGGUGCAGAAUGCUCUGGCGGAGGAGCAGAUGCUUCAGGGAGAGUACAAUGAGGACAUGUCCCCUGUGUCCCCCGUAUGGGGAAGUGAGAGAACAUCCACAUGCUCCACAAGCUCCGAGGAAGCUGCCUGCAGUCCCGUCACCUGCCCAUUUUCUGGCAACUGCGACAGACAGAGUCUGGACAGCGGUUACUGUCAGAGGGACAGCAUGAGACUAGAGGAGAACGUAGUGGCGUUCAAUGGACCUUUCUGCGGCCGAGCCAUCGUGCACACUGACUUCACACCCAGUCCUUAUGAUGUUGAGUCUUUAAAACUCCGGAAAGGAGAUAUCAUCCACAUCAUUGAGAAGCCUCCUGUAGGAACCUGGAUGGGGAAACUCAACAAUAAGGUGGGCUCCUUUAAGUUCAUCUACGUCAACCUGCUGCCCGACGAGAACCCACCGGUCCGACGGACACGUUGUGACAGCAAGACUAAAAGAAACAAGUCCAAACCAGCCACCCUGGAAGAGGUCCUGGACUUCAUCGGUCUGACGGAGUUGACAUCGUUGCUGUCCAUGCAUGGAUUCCAGAAUUUGGAAGAAUUCACAGGCCUGAAGGAGUCUCACCUUAAUGAGCUAAACAUCACUGACCCGGAUCAGCGUGCCAAGAUCCUGAAUGCCGCCGACCUUCUCCAAGACUCUGAGGCUGAAUCCAGUCCGCCGGAAGAUGAAGAAGAGAAGGCACAAGACAGACCCGAGGAGGACGCCAAGGAGCCAAGGGACUCGGGCUGUUACGAGAGCUCAGAACACCUGGAUGUUAAGCCUGAGGAGGUUCAACCAGAGGAGAAGAUUCACCAUGAGGAGUCAGAAACUGGCAAGGAGACGGAACACGAGAUUUUGGAUGACGUCCAACAACACCUUCAAGAACUGAGUGUUCAAGAAACUUGA
Nerophis lumbriciformis (worm pipefish) is the source of this 1375-nucleotide messenger RNA. Lineage: Eukaryota; Metazoa; Chordata; Actinopteri; Syngnathiformes; Syngnathidae. The record is from RefSeq and is a predicted model, not a curated record.